Messenger RNA from Geodia barretti, 1434 nucleotides. The record is from the annotation of a GenBank genome assembly. Lineage: Eukaryota; Metazoa; Porifera; Demospongiae; Tetractinellida; Geodiidae.
GGGCGUGGCUCGCAGGUAUAAAAGCCGCGGGUCGCGCGACGGAUUUCCCAAAUCAGCACUGGUAAUUUCUCCAACCUUGCUCCUCGAUUCUUCUCCCUUCGACUCCCACUAGGUGAUCAAUUCAGAAUGUGUGACGACGACGUUGCAGCGUUGGUGGUCGACAACGGCUCCGGUAUGUGCAAGGCCGGAUUCGCCGGCGACGACGCACCCCGUGCCGUUUUCCCGUCCAUCGUCGGCCGUCCCCGCCAUCAGGGAGUCAUGGUCGGCAUGGGUCAGAAGGACUCGUACGUGGGAGACGAGGCCCAGAGCAAGAGAGGUAUCCUCACUCUGAAGUACCCGAUCGAGCACGGCAUCGUCACCAACUGGGACGACAUGGAGAAGAUCUGGCACCACACCUUCUACAACGAGCUGCGUGUGGCCCCCGAGGAGCACCCAGUUCUGCUGACCGAGGCCCCCCUCAACCCCAAGGCCAACAGGGAGAAGAUGACGCAGAUCAUGUUCGAGACCUUCAACACCCCCGCCAUGUACGUCGCCAUCCAGGCCGUGCUCUCCCUGUACGCCUCCGGACGUACCACCGGUAUCGUGUUCGACUCUGGUGACGGUGUUCCACACCGUGCCCAUCUACGAGGGUUACGCUCUCCCCCACGCCAUCCUUCGUCUGGACCUGGCCGGUCGCGACCUGACCGACUACCUGAUGAAGAUCCUCACCGAGCGCGGCUACUCGUUCACCACCACCGCCGAGCGCGAGAUCGUCCGCGACAUCAAGGAGAAGCUGUGCUACGUGGCGCUGGACUUCGAGCAGGAGAUGCAGACCGCGGCCUCCAGCUCCAGCCUGGAGAAGAGCUACGAGCUCCCCGACGGACAGGUCAUCACCAUCGGGAACGAGCGGUUCAGGUGCCCCGAGGCCCUCUUCCAGCCCAGCUUCCUCGGAAUGGAGUCGGCCGGCAUCCACGAGACGUGUUACAACUCCAUCAUGAAGUGCGACGUUGACAUCCGUAAGGACCUUUACGCCAACACAGUCCUCUCCGGAGGCUCCAACCAUGUUCCCGGCGUCGCCGACAGAAUGCAGAAGGAGAUCACCGCCCUGGCUCCGCCCACCAUGAAGAUCAAGAUCAUCGCUCCUCCCGAGAGGAAGUACUCUGUAUGGAUCGGCGGCUCCAUCCUGGCCUCCCUCUCCACCUUCCAGCAGAUGUGGAUCUCCAAGCAAGAGUACGACGAAUCAGGCCCAUCCAUCGUCCACCGCAAGUGCUUCUAAGCGCCAGACAGAAACACCCCUAGCUCUAAACCAACCUUGGAUGCACUUUUAUGUUGGAUGAGUAGUGCCCCCACAAACAGCAAUUGUAGUUGUGCUCUGUCGUGUGUUUCUUCUGUGUAAUGCACGUCUUGGUGUAUGCAAGCAAUGAGUUUUUAAACCUCAACCAGAUAAGACUGCAA